AUGUCAUCGAGCGAUGAAACGCAUAAUUUGGAAGAGGGGCAAAAUUUUGAAGAGAUAGAUGACGAGGAAGCCGGGAAAUAUGACAGGAACGAAAGUUAUGCGGAGGAGACAUUACCGCGUGAAAGUCUUUCAAAAGAAAUAAUUUCGGAAUGCAUAUCAAUGCCAUAUCGACUCGGGUAUGGUUUCUCGCACGCCUUCGUCAAGCUGGAUUGUUCCGAUAGGCGUCUCUCGGAUAUCGAGAUACUUCGUGGCUACAUACAUCUACGAUUCGUUAUCCUGACAAAUAACUUCAUCACAGACAUUAGUCCAGUGUCGCACAUUGGUCAUCUCAUCUAUUUGAAGGCGGACAACAAUCAAAUUGAAAGGGCGGAUUGUUUGAACAAGCUGCGAUUUUUACAAUACUUGGACUUAUCUGGAAACAAACUUACUACCAUCAAUGAUCUGAAGUUACCUUUCUUACAACACCUGAAGGUUAACGAAAACGCUAUUGGAACUUUGAAUUCAACUGGAUACGGUAUCCCACCCGAACAGUUUCCAGCUUUGGCCACCCUUGAACUACGUUCCAACCGACUAACCAGUUUUGAGGGGAUUGGCGCACUUACCACGCUCACUUCAUUGUACUGUGCCGAGAACAGUCUGAAGGAUACUUCUGGUCUGUCUAAGCUGACUGGCUUGGUACGUUUGCAUGCACGUGAUAACCGAAUCUCAAGCUUAAACGGCAUCACAGUCGCAAUGUCAAAAAACGCUAUUGGAACUUUGAAUUCAACUGGAUACGGUAUCCCACCCGAACAGUUUCCAGCUUUGGCCACCCUUGAACUACGUUCCAACCGACUAACCAGUUUUGAGGGGAUUGGCGCACUUACCACGCUCACUUCAUUGUACUGUGCCGAGAACAGUCUGAAGGAUACUUCUGGUCUGUCUAAGCUGACUGGCUUGGUACGUUUGCAUGCACGUGAUAACCGAAUCUCAAGCUUAAACGGCAUCACAGUCGCAAUGUCAAGUCUGGAGUAUCUCAAUCUCAGGGGAAAUCGGCUCUCCAGUUUUCGAGCCGUCAAAUUGUUGUCGGCUCUGCCUUCCUUGAAAGUACUUAACUUACUACAAAAUCCUAUCUGCGACAAAGAUGAAUACCGAUUGACUGUGAUUGGCCUCAUCAGUCGUCUACAGAAACUGGACAAGGAGCGCGUGACUGAUUCCGAACGAGCUGACGGCGCAUCUGUGGUCGCAAACAAGAGUGAUUGGGACGAAGACGCCAGUGAAGCCGAGGCGAUGGAAGAACACCACAACGCGGAGGGUUUGGCUGAGGAAGUUGGUGAGGAGGGUGGAGAGGUUCCCAAUGAACAACAGCCAGCUGAAGAUCAGGAAGAUGAAAAUGCGGAAGAAGAGGGUGAGGGGGAGGAGGAGGAGGACGAAGAAGACUAGUUUUUCAUGGACAUCGAUGCUGUUUUCCUAUCAUACCUCCCAUCUCUGGUACACCAAUUGUACAGUGAUUGCUGAUUUUGCUUUUGAACCCGGUUUACUUUUCUCUUCACAAAACGCUGAAGAAAUUCAAUCCAUACAUCUACUGUAUCAACUGAGAAUCAAAUAAAUCUGACUUAUUUUCGUG
Molecule: messenger RNA, 1603 nt
Organism: Opisthorchis viverrini
Lineage: Eukaryota; Metazoa; Platyhelminthes; Trematoda; Opisthorchiida; Opisthorchiidae
Exons: 9
Coding region: 1-1419 (472 amino acids)
Molecular function (GO): protein binding
Source: RefSeq, a predicted model, not a curated record